AUUACCUAAGUGUGUCAUUUAUAUUCGAACUAUUAAAGAGUGAAUACGUACAUCAAAUAAGAGGAUUGACAGGACUUGUUAAAUUGCUUGGAUUUGACAUCUUAGUUUUAAGGAAGAGCUUAAUUUACCAAAGCUUCAAACAGAUCCUACAAUGAGCCUGCUUCAUGACUGAGACAACUUCUACUGGUAUUGAGGUUGGGCUGAGAUGCGUACGGGGACCCGAUUGGAAAUGGGGGAACCAGGAUGAUGGGGAGGGGCAUGUCGGAACAGUCGUCGAGAUUGGGAAACAGGGGAGCACAACCUCCCCUGACAAGACAGUGGUGGUUCAGUGGGACACCGGAUCUCGGACAAACUACAGAGUUGGAUACCAGGGGGCAUAUGACCUGAGGAUCUUGGAUAACGCCCCUGUUGGUAUAAAGCACCAGAACAUUAUCUGUGAUGGCUGUAAGGGGCAGGGUAUACAAGGAAUGCGGUGGAAAUGUCUCAAGUGCCACGAUUACGAUCUCUGCACGACGUGUUAUAUGGCCGAUAAACAUGACCUGGCCCACUCCUUUCAGAGGUUUGAUACGGCCUCGUCCAAGGGCAUCAAAGUACCGAAGAGACGUGACAGUGUGAAGGCUGAGGCAAAGGGCACCUUCGCUCAUGCACGAGUUAUUCGAGGCCCAGACUGGGACUGGGGAAACCAGGAUGGUGGUGAAGGGAAGAUCGGAAAAGUCACAGAUGUGCGGGGUUGGGACAGUGAAUCAGGUCGGAGUGUAGCGGCCGUCACCUGGUCCUCUGGGUCCACGAACGUGUAUCGUGUGGGCCAUAAAGGAAAAGUGGACCUAAAAUACAUGCAGGCUGCCAGCGGAGGAUUCUAUUAUAAGGACCAUCUGCCUGUACUGGGUGAAAUAUCGGAGAUGGUGACACACCCAGGAAUUUCUCACCAUUUCAAGGUUGGGGACAAAGUCAGGGUCGGCCUGGAGGUGGACAUAUUGAGGAUGAUGCAGGAGGGGCAUGGAGGAUGGAACCCUCGAAUGGCUGAUUAUGUGGGUAAGGUGGGAACAGUCCACCGGAUCACAGAGCGAGGGGAUGUCAGGGUGCAAUAUGAGGGAUGUCAAAAUAGAUGGACGUUUCACCCUGGUGCACUCACCAAGGUACAUGUACAAAUGUUAUCAGUGGGAGACGCAGUGCGUGUGCUCGACAAUCUACCACGUGUGAAGGAGCUACAGAAGGGACAUGGGGAGUGGAAUGAUUCCAUGAAGGCGACCCUCGGAAAGAAUGGCCGAGUCCUCAAAGUCUACACAGAUGGAGAUCUCCGCGUUGCCAUCGGAAACUCAACAUGGACAUUCAACCCCUUGUGCGUUAGCCAGAUACCACCCAACGAGCUGACAGCAUUAAAUAACACCAUGGGGCACAAUGAACGAGAGGAAAUGCAGAAUUCCCUGGCCAACCUUCUUGACCAGCUGGCAGAGCUACAUCAGACUGAGGCUGGUCCUGAAAGGUUGUGUAGGGAAGCCGCCCAGGGUCAUAUUGAAGUGGUCAAAGACAUUAUUAAUAAAUUCCCUGACAAGGUCGAUCUGAAGAAUGGUCAAAAGACGGCCUUGCAGGUGGCUAGUCAUCAAGGUCACAAGGACAUUGUCCAGUUACUUCUGAAUGCAGGAGCUAACCUUGAAAUGCAAGACGAAGAUGGUGACACUGCUUUGCAUUAUUCUGCUUUCGGAAACCAGGCUGAAGUUAUGGAACUUCUGUUACAAUGGAAGGCAAAAAUGAACGCAUUGAAUAAUGGAGAAUGUUCAACGCUGCAUGUAGCAGUCAACAAGCAACAUAUUGACUGUGUUAGAGUCUUAUUGGCUCAUCGUGCAGAUGUUAAUAUACAGGAUGCCUAUGGUGACACAGCUCUACACGAUGCUAUCGGAAAGGAGAACAUGGACAUUCUCGAUCUGCUGGUGAACUACCAUGGCAUUGACUUUAACCUGAGAAACAAGCGGGGAUUUAACGUCCUGCAUCAUGCUGCGCUGAAGGGGAAUAACUAUGCAACAGAGCGUAUCCUACAGAAAAGCCGGCAGAUCGUAGAUAGAAAGAAAGAUGAUGGCUUUGCUCCGCUUCAUUUGGCAUCUCUGAAUGGACAUAGGGAUGUCAGCAAUACCCUCCUCACUGUUGGCCAUGCUAGUAUAGACAUCCGUAACAAUCGUCAGCAGACACCACUGCUACUAGCUGUAAGUCAAGGCCACAUUGGGCUUAUGGAUCUACUCGUAUCACAAGGUGCGGACGUAAACGUCGAAGAUGAAGAUGGUGACACAUGUUUACACCUUGGCCUGAUACGCACCUCGGUCACUGCAGAACAGGAGGAUAACCCUAUACUGGAACAUAUCCGUGUGCAGCUGGACCCUGAGGUCCGUGACAUGCCUGGAGUCCUGAUUGCCUGCUACCUCGCGCAGAAAGGGGCUAACCUGAACAAGAAAAAUCAUAUGGGCAAGGCGCCACUAGAUUUGAUAACUGACCCUCGUAUUGAAGAGGCCAUCAAACAUUUCGCAACUGCUAAUCGCCGUACCGAGUUUCCACGUACAGAUGUUAUGUGUGAGAUCUGUAUGGAUCAACGAGCGUCUGUGAUGUUCAAACCAUGUCAGCACGUUGUUGUGUGCAAGGACUGCUGUGUGAAGAUCAAGAAAUGUAUCGAGUGUAAAUCAACUGUCAAGGAGAAGAUUGAUCAAGACGGUAACCCAGUAGUAGGGACAGAGCCCCCUAUUCCACCAAGCAGUAAACCCGAGCCCAAUGGGUCAACGCUCGAGAGACGCCUUAAUGAGAUGGAAGAAAACAUCAUGUGUUCGAUCUGCAUGGAGCGUAAACGGAACAUGGCGUUCCUGUGUGGACACACCGUGUGUAGCGAGUGCGGGGAUGAGCUGAGGGUGUGUCACAUGUGUAGAAAACCAAUACAGAAAAAGAUUCAGCUGUAUUCAUGAGUGAUUAGUGAUUAGAUUUUGUUGGAUUUGUGGAAAUACAUGAUUGAUAGACUCUUUCUGAGCUGUUAGUUUGAUACAUUACAACGUGUUGGAUUGUAAUGUGAAAAAGGAUUUCUGUUUGAAAUGGGUUUGGCUUAAACAAAUGAAAACUGAUACAUUUGUGAGCAAAGAAAUAGUGGUUUGAAGAUCUUGAAGUCCUGGAAACGGCAUUUCAUAAAUGCUAUUAAGACUGUUCAAGUUUGAUCAGCUGUAUUGGAUUGUUGUUUUGUGCUUGUUAUUGGGUAUUUUGUCUCUUGCAACAUGUGCACCAAGUUAACAGUGCAAAGAAUGAUCUUGUUAGUUUAUUAGUUUUUGAAGGAUGAAGUUCAGUUAUUGUCAUAGCCUUCAUGACGUUGCCUCAAUCUUGGCAAUAAUAAAAACAAAUUCAUUGCAUUUACAUGAAACUUGGCCCACACGUUGCAUUAGACAUCACACAGCUAAGCAAGAAAAAACAACAACAAUUAACAAGCUUUGGUGUUCCACAGUGCUUUUGUCUAUGAUAUUGUGUAAAGUAAGAAUGGAGUUAGAAAUAUAUAGUGUGGUGGAGUUGGAAACUUGAAAAGAAAGCAUUCAAAUCAAAGUUGAUGUGAAAGAGACACAUUUUUGAUGAGAAAGUUGUUUACCAAAACAUUGUUUGAGCGUAUGAACCUUAAUGAAGAAUCUGGAGAAAAGUUAUUUAUUUUGUUACACAGAACAUUAUGGGGUUCAGCUACCGGGAACUGUUUUGUAAAAGCUUUUCUACAUGUUAUUGACAGUGGUAUGAACUACUGAUGUUAUUGCUGUUAUUUCGUUGAUUUCAAUUUUCCGGUGUUUUCUUAACUGCAUUUACAAGAGUUUAACAGUGCAUCGUUACAACAACAGAUGUAUAUAUAUUAUGACGCAUUCAGCUUUUGCUUUGGGAGACUGUAUCAAAAAUUGAAAAAGAAACAAGUUAAUUAUGUAAUGUGAAAUUUAUGUAUAUUUUGUAAAAAUAAUGAUGUCAAGUAGAUGAAAUCUAGUUUAAACAUUGCAUACAUUCACACUGUUUGUACGAAGGUUUCUGACCCACAUGUAUGUUAAUUUUGGAUGCCUAGCGACCCAAUAUUAUUUUGAUAUUAUUUAAAAGGGUUCUAUUUGCAGGAAAAGGAUAUGUAUAAAAUAGACACAGAAUAAUAUAUAAUGAACAAGAUUUUAUUUUUGUCUCAAAAGGUUGCAAGAUGUCCGAAUUCAGUUUGUUUUUAAUUAAAUAGCAAAUAUUUAAACUGCUGUAACUUUAUUUAGAAUACAACCUACAUUUACAGCCAAUGAAAUUGCAGAUUAAGGCAUAUUCGCGUUGCAAAUUUUCCCAAAAUAUCUAGGGUCUUUUUCCCAAAAUGAGCAGAAAAAGCCCGACUUUUCAAAUUAUAACAACAUGACAUGGGUUCACCAGGGAUCUAAAUAUAACAUGUAUGGUUGAUGGAGCUUACAGUGAACUAGCUUAUUUGCGUGUCGGAUUCCGUGAAACAAGACUGUUUCAUGUAACCAGUAUAUUAAUAACUAUGAUAUACCUCUCCAUAUUUCAUGAAUAUUAUUAUAUUAGUUACAUUUUUGUUACGUAAUUUACCCACCCACUAAACUCAGAGGCAUUUUAUUGUUUUAGGGCAACUUUGCUUUAAACAAGGAAUUUAUAGCUUGUCAACUUUUCAGAAGGAAAACUAUUAAAUAGUGAUGUCAAAUUUACUGCUCAAGAUAUUAAAAAACGCUUGAUACAAUGUUUUUUUUUAUGUAUGUUAAGCAUUUGGAAUGGGGCCAAAUUCCGGACCCAAAUUGGUCAGAACAAACAAACUGUUCUUCCUUUUAAGUAUUUGUUAUUGUUUAUUUUUGCUUUUUCUAAACCAUGGAUGUUAGCCGGGCGCAGUCAGGCUGCCGAUUUAAUUGUUUGGUAUCGUAAAAAUAAAUAAUGAUUAACUUAGUGUUGGCAGGAGUGUCUCUGAAUAUAGCUGAAUAACUGCCUUUAUUAAACCAAUUAAUGACAAGAUGGAAUGUUGCUGUCGCUUUCGUCUGAAGCUUUUUAUACGAUUACAUCAGAAACCUUCCGGCAAACUCAUGGGCAGAAACAUAAGCAUAAACACCAAGUCAGUCAUCAUUAUUAUUGCGUGUUGACAUUUAUUUCUUAAACAGGCUGUUUAUUUGACAUUAAUUAUGUCUUCUUUUAAUUCAGGAUGUUUUUCGGACAGAUUGUUUUUAAAUGGCAUCCUUCUUUCCCAGUAUUACCUAUUUUCAUAAAUGUUCCUGUCUUUUUCCCGUUUAAUAUUGAUUCAUUAUUGUUUUGUUUUGCAGUGCUAUGUGUUUCUAAGACCCCAUGUUUUAUUUAUACCCUGACAUGUGCUAACAUUGUACAUUUUAUUUAUAGACUAUAUGGAAUAAAACGUUGUUAUAACUUUUGUAAGCUAUAAAUAGAUGUAGGGGGAAAUGGUGUAAGGGUCUUGAGGACAUUAAAAAUAGAAUUAAUUUUGUACAGUUAUUGCAGUCUACUUACUUAUGUUGCAUAUACCAUUCGUAGGCUUCAAAUGCUAGGGUUUAAUCCUGAACUCAGAAUUGAGUGAUUUUAACUUCAGACACAGUUGUAAGGAUUGUUUUUUGCUAGGUCAUUUGAAUCAAAAGCAGUAUCAGGCGCGUUGCUGACUGUAUGCAAAUACCCAGUUGCGUAAUGAAAUUUUGACAGGUCGUAGGUUUUUGUCAAAACAAAAACCCUGAAUUUGAAAUAAAAACCGAAGGGGGGUCGGGGGUGAAGGGGUUAAUAUAUAUGCUGUCUGUCAUCAGUCUGCGUCAUCCCAAAUUGGCCCUAGCUAUGCGCCUGAGUAUGAAGUACCUUGAAAUGAAUAUAAAUGAUUUUGGAAACAAUUUCAAAAGGGGCCAAAGGCCAAAACCCCUUCACCCUGCUUUGGUACGAUUGUCUCAUUCUCGAACAAACCUCUGGCUAUUUUUCAGGAUUUGCAAUUAUCGGUUGUCAGAACCCCUGGGGCUGUAUUUAUAAAGCAUCUUAAGUCAUUUUCUAACUUAAGUCAAUUUUUUAAAACUUUCAUGGUCAAAUUAAAAGAAAUGUUGAAGUAUUUUUAACGCAAGUACGUCUUUUUCAAAAAGGUCAAUGAAAAUAAUGUAUUUUGGAAAUUCAGAAAGUUUGGGAAAUUUGUAAAGUUUUUAUUUCAUAUGACUAAAGAGAUACUAAAAUUAGAGAAGUCACUUAAUAUAAGAAGUUACCCUAAGAAGUUUUAUGAAUAUAGCCCCUGACCAUUGAACAUGGCCUAUAUAACAAUAGAUUGUUAUUAUUUUGUUACAAGGAUUUUAUUUUUUCAUUAUGAGUCAUGAUAUUUAAAAAUGCACAAAAUAAUGUAUGAAAAGCUGAUCAUUAUCAUGUUGUCGCUAAAACAUUUUGUCGGAAAAAGAGAAGGAAAAUGGCAAAAAAUGGAAUCUCCCAAAUUGUAUGGAAUGUACAGCACUUAAGUAAAUCUGUGAUCUGUUAAGUUUUUCUGCGUUUUUUUCAACAUUUGGUGUGCUGAUUGUUUUGCAACACUUAGUUUUUCUUGUUUCGUAAAACAAUUUAGAAUUUGACGGUGUAAUUAACUAAAUUCUCAUCUGUAUUGUAAUGUAAUGAAAAUGAUAAUUUUAUUUUGCCUGUUCGGUACAUUUUUGUUUGCCAAAAUUAGAGAAACUAGAAUAUAAUUUGGUGUGACCUUAGAUCAAUGCUGUAAAGUGUUCACUUGUUUAACUUCUUGUGUGGUUUCUAGAAUGAUGUGUGUUUUGUGCCCGUUUUCAUUCAAGUAUGUUUAAGAUGUUCAAUACAAGUUAUUGGAACGUUAAUCUUCAGAAUUUCAAAAUACAUGUGACAUCAUUAGCUGAAAGGAGCCCUAGGGAUGCAGUUACAAUAUAGAAAUGAACCAAAGGUGUAUCAACAUUAUCGGAUAGAGAAAAUUGAUCUUAUGACAAUGUGUAAAAUUUAAUAAGGGGUAAUAUUUAAGGUAGUUCACUAUUCAGAGGUUUCCAUGAGAAAGAGGUGUUGAAACAUUGAGGCUCAUCAACACUGUCUGCAAAUAAGAUUUUAGAGCAAUUAUAACAUAAUGCUAGGUAGGCUUUCAAGAUUUCCACAUGUUUGGAAGAUAUCUUGUAAACUUCUUGAUCUUAUCAUAAACUAGAGUCCGUAACAUACCUUUGGGGCUUGCCAUUUGAAUAAAUGAGAUCAAAAGAAGAAGAAAUAACCUAGAUUUAGGACAAGCUCUCAGUAGUAAGUUACAUUAAAUGAAGUUCGCAAUAACAAUGAUUAUCUGGUAUGGGCCGGUUAUGUGUAUUUAUAAAUGAGGGUGUAACCCCAAUAUUGGAAUGCAGUAUUUGGGGGCUUAUAUCUUGAACACUUCAGUCUAAGAGGAUGGUAUGCAGAACGCAGAAACUCCAAAUUGAUAUUAUUCGUUAUGCAGACUCAUAAAAAUAUUUCAAUUUCAUUUGUUAGUUGUCAUAUUAUGGUAGAAGUGAAAAAAUAUUGGGUACGCGUAAAAAAGUAUUUGGUACACAGGCGAUGAAGGGGUUUACACCCAUUGUACACAGGGGAGAAGGGGUGAGGGUGGACAAGGGGGUUUACACCCUCAUAAAUGUACUAGUCUGUGAUAUAUAUAUAUAUAUUAAUAUACGUAUAAGAAAUGUACAUAUUACUAACUACAGUAAACAGUGCUAUGAAUAAAAUGCUGCUAGAAAAAUAUUGUCAAAAUGUUGCUGACACAAAUGAAUUGUUGAAUGGAUGUUUAAAAAUUACUAUUUUGAAUAUAACAUUACCUGUUUAAAUGAUCAAUUUCGGGUUCUUGGAAAAUUAUAAUUAAUAUUGUGAAGUUAAUGGUUGAUACCUGUCAGUUAUUGACUGGCUUUACAAAUGUCUAAGUUAUUAUUGAUUUUUAUGUAAAUUUUAUUGUAUAGUUUCAUAGGAAUUUUUGUACUUCGAUAUCAUACAAUUUGCAUGCAAAAAUCAUACUUAUAAACUUCAAGCGUUUAUCUGUACAGUGUGUUAAGAUAACAAUGUAUUUUGUAGGUCACAUUCAUGAGUUUGAAUGCUUACUGAAAUAAAUGUUUACAGCA
This is a messenger RNA of Mya arenaria, 8060 nucleotides long. Its product is annotated as E3 ubiquitin-protein ligase MIB2-like. Gene Ontology annotation, cellular component: cytoplasm. The record is from RefSeq and is a predicted model, not a curated record. The transcript has 19 exons. Lineage: Eukaryota; Metazoa; Mollusca; Bivalvia; Myida; Myidae. The coding region runs from base 165 to 2942 and encodes 925 amino acids. Gene Ontology annotation, molecular function: protein binding; zinc ion binding; ubiquitin-protein transferase activity. Gene Ontology annotation, biological process: protein ubiquitination.